UGAGAUGGCAGUGGGAGAGAGCGACAGCGUGAAGAGGUAGUCUGAGUGAGCAGCUGACAGCCUGAGAAAGAGAGAGGGAGAGAGCGAGAGAGAGAAGUGGGUGGGGGUCGUCUCAGCUCACCAUAGAGAGCGAGAGCGAGUGGAGCAUCACUCUGUGUUUAUCCUCACAUUCCCCACUGCAACUGAGCCACUGAGAGGGAGCGCGCAUUUGACUGAGCCCAGUGGAAGCGGCAAGGACCAGCAUCACCGCCGGGACAUCCAUGCAUCGAGCUCCACGGGAAGGACGUCCGUAAACCAGCCACGGUCAGAUCCAGAGAAAGAGAGAGCAAGCAGACGGCUGCCAGAAAUCGGAGGCUUUCUGCAAGUCACAACAUAGCUGGAUACGGGAUCACUACAGGGACAUAACCGGCGACCGCCACUAAGAUAGCAGUCUUUCAGAUGGAGUGGGGGAGAAAGACAAAGGAAGGCCAAGUGUUCCCAAGGAGGAGACUUUAACGACAGAAGAGAGGUUUCAAGUUCGGGCUUCUUCUUGGCACUAUUGCAAGCCAUGACUUCCGCUGCACCGUGCACAGCAAAGGACAAGCACCAACACAACAAAAUACUUCCACAGAAGGUGUUUGAGGAGUGGACUGGUGAGAUUUGUUCUCAGAAUGCAACUUGCGCAGAAGCAUCACUGGGCCACGAUGCCAGCACCAGGCUGCAUCCUGGCUUUGGCUCUCUUUCUGGCUCUACAGGAUGCUACUCAUGCCGCUCCAUCCGGAGACAACAAGUUGGUCAGGACCACCCGAUUGAGGAGGCAGAUUCCAGAUGGUGAUACCUCGGCUUCUGCAGCUAACCAGACGAUGCAAGAGCAACCUUUGGUCUUCAACCACGUUUAUAACAUUAACGUACCUGUGGAGUCUCUAUGCUCGGUCGACCUUGACGCCUCUGCACCACCCGGCCCAGGAAAUGGUCCCCGUGCUGAGCUAGGAUCCAGAGCAUCUGUAGAAGGACCACUGGACUCAGUUGGACCAACAGAGUACACUGAACAGUCAAUGGAUGCUGACAGCCAGGUAACAUUCACUCACCGUAUCAACAUCCCGAAAGCGGCCUGUGGUUGCCCAGCAACCGUCACGAUCCAGCAACUCGCCAUGAGGGUGGAGAUGCUGGAGAGAGAGGUGACCAUGCUUCGGACUCAAUGUGGAACCGGUUGCUGUGGAGAGAAUCCAGCCAUUGGCCGUUUUGACUAUUUCCCAGGAUGCAACGGCCGCGGCAGCUUUAGCCUGGAGCUGUGCGGCUGCAUAUGUGACGAAGGCUGGACGGGCAAAAACUGCUCAGAACCACGUUGUCCCAAUGACUGUUCCGGCCAGGGCGUCUGCAUCGAGGGUGAAUGUGUGUGCGACCGCGACUUCUCAGGAGAAAACUGCUCUGAACCGCGGUGUCCGGCUGACUGCUCGGGCCGUGGCUUGUGCAUCGACGGGGAGUGCGUGUGUGAGGACUCAUUCUCCGGCGAGGACUGCAUGGUCGGGAGGUGCGUGAACGACUGCUCGGACCAGGGGUUGUGCGUGAACAGUACGUGCCAGUGCCGACCCGGGUACGUGGGGGAGGACUGCUCACUGGUGUACUGUGCUAACAACUGCAGCAAAAAGGGAAUCUGCAAGGAUGGCUUCUGCGUUUGCCAGAAUGGCUUUGCUGGAGAUGACUGCAAUUCCGUGGCCCCUGCCAUGAACUUGAAGAUCCGAGGGGUAACAGAUACAGCCAUCGAGCUGGAAUGGGAGGGUUCUGUUGUUCUGACAGAUUUCCUUGUGACCUACACACCAAGCAGCCCAGGAGGUGUCCAACUAGAAAUGAGGAUGCCGGGGAAUACCACAUCCUGCACUAUCUCAGAACUGGAAGCGGGCUUGGAGUACAACAUCAAUGUGUUUGCUGUCAUUAACAACAGCAUCAGUGUCCCUGCCAGCAUUACUGUCACAACCUACCUCUCCAAUCCGGUUGGUUUAGUCUUCAAAUCCAUCACAGAGACGUCAGUGGAGGUCCAGUGGCAACCUUUCUACAAUUCCUUCGAUGGCUGGGAGAUCAGCUUCAUCCCCAAGGACAAUGAUGGUGGGAUGACUGCCCAGCUGCCCAGCACCAUCACCUCCUUUGUGGAAACUGGUCUGAGACCAGGGGAGGAGUACACAGUCAACUUGGUAGCGCUCAGGGACCAGGGUCGAAGUCAGCCUUUCACUGCUACUGUCACUACACUGAUCGAUGGCCCCACUGAGCUGGUGGUGCGCGAUGUGUCCGACACGGUAGCUUUCUUAGAGUGGACCCCGCCAAAAGCCAAGAUUGAUCAGAUUGUGUUGCGUUAUGGCCUCGUGGGAGGGGAGGGGCCGCGGACUACCUUCCGCCUCCAGCCCACGCUCAGCCAGUAUACCCUGCAGGUCCUGCGACCCGGAUCCCGUUACGAGGUGUCUGUGAGUGGCGUGAAGAACGGGAACACCAGUGGAUUAAUUUCCAUUGAAUUUACUACCGCUUUAUCGUUUUCCUCAGAGAUCGAUACCCCUAAGAACCUGCGGCUCCUCUCCAAGACCUCCACCACACUGGAGCUGGAAUGGGAUAACAGCGAGGCACAGGUGGAUGCCUACCAGGUGGUGUACAGCACAUUGGCCGGUGAUCAAUAUGAAAAAGUCAUUGUACCAAGAAAUGAGGGAGCAACCACCAAGACCACUCUCACUGACCUGCUGCCUGGCACGGAAUAUGGUAUUGGCAUUUCCGCUAUAAGAGGUGACAACCAGAGCACAUCAGGCACGAUGAAUGCCAGAACAGGUCUGGAUGUUCCCAUGGAUCUGACCGUGAUGGCAUCGACAGACAACACAAUCACCCUAGUGUGGGGCAUGGUCCAGGGCCCAAUUGACUUCUACAAAGUCACCUUUACAUCCUCUUCUGGCGUGUCUACUGAGCUGACUGUGCCUAAAGAUGAAACCACCACCACUCUGACAGACCUGGAGCCUGGGACUGAAUACACCAUCACAGUGGCAGCCAGGAGAGGACGACAGCAGAGCAACGUGGCCACCAUAGAUGCCUUCACAGGGAUCAGGCCCGUCUCUCACCUCUACUUAUCUGAGGUGACCUCCGACUCAGUGCUGGUUGCGUGGAGCUCACCAGCGCCGCCCGCUGACGUCUUCAUCCUCAGCUACAGCUCUGCCGAUGGCACCGACACCUCCAAGGUGACCCUGGAUGGUUCCAAGACCAGGUCGCUUGUGCAGGGGCUGCUGCCCUCUACUCAGUACGACGUCAGCCUGAUUACAAUACAGGGGGACGUUACCUCUGACCCUGUUAUGGCAUCCCUUACGACAGGUAUGGACCCACCCAAACAGAUGACGGUGUCCGCCGUGGCCGAGGACACAGUGACUAUUUCAUGGAUCAAACCUCUGGCUCCAUUUGAGUAUUAUAAGCUGUCCUAUCAGUCAGCCAGAGGUCGAGUGGACAGUGUCGUGAUUGACAGCGAUGUGACCAACUACACCUUGUCGAGUCUGUUCCCCGCCACUGAAUAUGAGAUCAGUUUGAAUGCUGUCAGGGGGAGCCAGGAGAGCAAAAUGGUUACAGCCUCAGUCUUCACAGCAAUGGACAUGCCGUCAGAGUUGACCGCACUCAACAUCACUCCACAAGGAGCCCUGCUGAGGUGGAAUCCCCCUCUGUCCAAUGUUGACAAUUAUGUGCUGACUCUCACACACAACCAGGUGACAGCAGAUACCUUCCUGGUGGAGGGAAACAAGCAGGAGCACCAGCUGUCCAACCUGAAACCCAGCACAUCCUACUCGGUAGCCCUCUAUGCCACCAAGGGACCCCUCACCAGUGGCACUGUCAUUGCCAACCUGCAAACACCCAUGGAUGCCCCUCUGAACCUGACAGCUAGCGAAGUAAAUCACCGCAGUGCUCUCAUCUCCUGGAAACCGCCCGCCUCAGAAAUUGACAACUACAUGCUCACCUACAAGUCGUCUGACGGCAACCGUAAAGAGUUGAUCCUCGACUCAGAGGACACAUGGAUCCGUCUGGAGGGCCUUGCCGAGACCACUGAGUUCACUGUCAAGCUGCAAGCGGCGAGAGGCCUUGACACCAGCGUUGUCGUCACCACCACCUUCAUCACAGGGAGUCGGUUGUUUGCGACACCUCAGAAUUGCGCCCAGCACCUGCUGAACGGCGAGACGCUGAGCGGCGUCUACACCAUUUACAUCAACAGGGACCCCAGCCAGGGUGUGCAGGUGUACUGUGACAUGAGCACGGACGAAGGAGGCUGGAUUGUAUUUCAGCGACGUCAGAACGGCCUAACAGACUUUUCCAGGAAAUGGAGUGACUAUCGGGUUGGUUUUGGGAACCUGGAGGAUGAAUUCUGGUUAGGUCUGGACAACAUCCAGAGGCUUGCAGCUCAGGGCCGCUAUGAGCUGAGGAUCGACAUGAAGGAUGGACAGGAGUCGGUGUACGCCAAUUAUGAUAAAUUCUCACUGGGUGAUGCCAGAAACCUGUACAAGCUCAGGAUAGGAGAGUACAAUGGCACUGCUGGUGACUCUCUGAGCUACCACCAGGGACGACCCUUCUCCACGAAAGACAGGGACAACGACAUUGCUGUCACUAACUGUGCCUUGUCCUACAAAGGAGCUUGGUGGUACAAGAACUGCCAUCGGGCCAACCUCAAUGGAAAAUACGGGGAGUCCAGACACAGUCAGGCUCGUUUGGAUGAGUUUGGCGAUGAACAAGCCCAUCCAAAGGGAACAGACGUGCAACGUUUUGUAGAAACUCUUCCCCGAAAAGAGUGGAAGCCGUUACAGCUGUUACGCAAGGAGGAGGAUCAGCUCCAUAUUUUCGAAUUGAUUUUUUGUUAGCAAAGUGAUCACAUGACUAGAUACUUUUGUCCGUUUGUAUGGUGUCAUUUCCUGCCGGUAUAGAAAGCAGCUACAUCUGCAAUCUGGCCUCAUACUGUCAACACAAUUGCAUCUUUUUUUUGUUUGUUUUCCAUUUGGUCCCCAACACAAUCAUAAGAUGAGGAUGUUUCCAUCGCUGAUAGCAAGAACUGCUGUCGCAUGAACUCGGUGGUCUAUUUACAGAUUUGUCUCCUUUGAAACUUGCUGUAGAGCAAACGAGGAAAAUGUAUCACACCACAUGUAUAUUUUGGGUUAUUUUGUGUGUGUUCUUCCAGGCAUUCCCUUGUUUCGUCUAAUAUUCACACGUAGAUUCGGAUGUAUCUUGUCUUUUGAUACGCUCCUCUUGUAGAUUCAGACUCAUGCCAAAAAAAAAGCUUCGCUCUUAAAUGAAAGCUCUGCAUGCCCACUACACUGCAGUCGCCAUCCCAAUAGUCAGCAGCUGUUGUCUUUAUUAGUAGGACUUUAUCUGGGUUUAAGUUACUUGUUGAAAUAGUUUGUAAAGUUUUGACCUAAUUUAACCAGGUAACAUCUCCCUGCUUGUUUUGUGUGCAUCUGUUAUGCUUCUUCUAGAUGUCUAGUAGAGAGGAGAUACUUGUGUGUUCUUAUUACAUGAACCACUCAGCAGUACAAGGAACAAACAGAAUGUUAUGAAUAUUAUUUGUACAAGUCUCACACGAAUUGAAUGGAAUUGAAUACAAAAAGCACACCACUAUAAAGGAUACCACACAAAGCUGAUUCAUACUUAAUACAUUUAACUAAACACUGCAGUUAAAAUGAUGGUUAAAUCUUUCAUGAAAAACAGACUAUUUCAAAUGAGUGCUUAACUUUUUGUACAAUGCAAGUUUGCCUCACUGUAUGUAUCGGUCUCAUCUGGAUUAUAAUCAAUAUGGUUUUGCAUUCAUUUGAAUUUAACUAACCAGCGUGUUUAGUCGAAUGCGGGGGUUUUCAGAGUGUGGCACAGCGAGCCUCGCCUUCGAUAGUACUUGUCUAAUACAGCUGAAGUCUCCCAUAGUCAGAAUUUUCUGUGCAUUUCUGGUCACCCCAGAAUCGGUUUACUCGAAACAUACAAACUAAAAAGCAAUUCAUUUUUGUAGGUUUAAAAAAAAAAAUGUUUUUUUUUAAUUUUUCUUAAGCUGUUGUCAGCUCACACUUGGAAAACCCCUGGUGUGAAACUUUUGGUUUGUGAUCAAAAAUAUGCAGAUUCCUGAAAUGUUUAAGUACUGUUUUAACUGGAGGGUAUUUUGUUGUUUGCCAUCUUGAAUGACAAAUUGAAGCAGCCACAGUAUGACAGAAAAACACCCGCUCUUGCUUAUUUGUUGCAGCUUUAUUUGCUUUCAAGUGGAUUCAACAAAAGUAUUAAAAAUAAAUCACCGCCACUCAUAGUUUUCCCUUUUUGAGGUGACAUUUUGUACUAGAAGUGCGAUGCUGUAACUUAACACAGAUUUGACAUGUUGCAAAUGUUAAAAACGUUUGACAAAAAAACAAUGCACUGUUGACUGUUGAUACAUGCUGAACACUUGGGAUUUGUGGUUGGAUAAAACUUGGAUAUUGCUGUCGAGAAUUUAGCUCUAGUUUGACAUAUGCGUGUACUAUAUAGUUCCUUUUAUAAUACAUUUUCUACAUAUUAAUAAAAUACUCAAA
Molecule: messenger RNA, 6521 nt
Organism: Dunckerocampus dactyliophorus (ringed pipefish)
Lineage: Eukaryota; Metazoa; Chordata; Actinopteri; Syngnathiformes; Syngnathidae
Gene: tnr
Product: tenascin R (restrictin, janusin)
Exons: 32
Coding region: 651-4841 (1396 amino acids)
Molecular function (GO): protein binding
Source: RefSeq, a predicted model, not a curated record